AUGGCUUUUUUCGAAUGUGACAUUGCGGAAUUAUAUGGAACACAACUCUCCAUGUGUCUUAUUUUGUUCCUGGCAUUGUCGGCCUUUUGUAUAUUGGUCACGGUGAUCCGGAGAAUAUAUUUCCAUCCCUUGUCACAUCACCCCGGACCUUGGCUUGCUGCUGCUACUCAUUGGUAUCCAGCGUUCUAUGCAUGGAGGGGAACUCUACACACACAUAACAGACAUUGUCACGAUCGAUAUGGGCCUGUCUUUCGCUCUGGACCGAAUGAAUUAUCGUUUGAUAGUUCCAGGAGCUUGCGUGACAUCUACGCAGCAAGCCAAGAGGUUAUAGGCAAGCCUGAUAUCUGGCAAUGCUUCAGUGUCGAUCCCUCUGAGCCCACUAUCUUGAGUACAGUUGAUAACGAGGAGCACAAAUUCAAACACCGGACAAUAUCCGAGAUGUUCUCUUUGCGGAGGGCAGCUGGCAACGAGGAGCGGAUGAGGCCUCAUAUUGACCAUUUCAUCGACCUUCUUGGGGCAGGCGAACAUGAUUUGCAGGACCUCUGUAACUGGCUUUCGUUGGAUAUCAUCAGUGACCUCCUCUAUGGCGAUUCUCUCAGCUUGUUGCGUUCUGCGGAAUUCCGGUGGGUGGUAUCUGCCUACAGGAACAUGUCCCGGUGGGUAAUGACUUGCAUGGUACAGCCCCGCUUCCGGUACCUCAUAUUUCUCUAUAGGAUCGUUCCCAGCUUCGGCUCAAUCAUCAAACUGGGUCGGUGGACGCGGUCAAAGUCUCGCACACGCCUUACAGCAGGCGUCGAGCAAGACGACCUUUUCGCGCUGUUCCGCGGGGCCAAAGACAAGAAAACUGACCGCACAUACACGGAAGAUAGGAUCUGGACUGAAAGCGUUCUGCUGCUAGCGGCAGGCUCUGACACAACGUCCACGACGAUGGGUGCUGUCUUCUUUUAUCUUAUCCACCAUCCAAAAAUCCUUCAUCAAGCGACCAUGGGUGUACGGAAGAUAUUCAAUGACGAAAAAGAGAUCACUUCAGGGCCUAGACUAGCAAGCUGCAUCUAUCUCCGAGCCUGUAUUCGAGAGGUCAUGCGUCUGGUCCCAGCAGUCCCCAACUUAUCCCCUCGCGUUGUGCGGGCUAAAAUGGCUGAGAUCGAUGGUUGCAUUGUGCACAAAAACACCAAUGUGGGCGUAUCUCUCAGCUCGUACAACCGAAACCAGGCGAUAUUCGAGAAAGAGAACGAGUUUCAACCAGAACGGUGGUUGUCAUUAGAUGGAAAACAAUUGAGCUUGGAAUUCUUCAGGUCAUUUGGAGAAGGCCCGCGACGCUGCGUCGGCAUGAAUCUCGCGUUGCUAGAGCUGGAACUGGUCAUCGCUCGAGCUUUGUUCAGAUACGAUCUUUCAUCGCCCCCAAGAGGUCGUUCCAGUGAAUCACUCCGAACGGCUGACCAGGGUAAGCAUGAAUUUGCAUUUGACGCUUUGGCAGUAGCUAGCGGUAGAGCUGGCCAAGUUAGCCCCGGCUCUUUUAUGGAAAAAAAGCCCAACUUCCCAUGA
Messenger RNA from Penicillium salamii, 1545 nucleotides. Lineage: Eukaryota; Fungi; Ascomycota; Eurotiomycetes; Eurotiales; Aspergillaceae. The record is from the annotation of a GenBank genome assembly.